CAUGUCCUAACGGUCAACUUAAACACCACUUCUUGGCAAACAGCCUUUCCUUGCCCUUUCCGAUAUUUUUGGAAAAAAAAAUAAUAGUGAGGGUGGAAAGCCAAGCCAAGAACACUAGUUUUUAUCCUCCAGUUUAUCCUACUUCGGGUCUGUAGCAAAGCAAAGGCACAGAUGCGCUAGCCUGCAAGUAUUCCACUAUAGUAACAGCUGGAUCAAGCCAUACAGUUUUCAGACUUGCUUUGUGAAAUGUCAUCAGAUCCAGGCGAAUGGAGUUGCCAUAGCUUUGAGAUGGACAAAGGAGGUAUUCCUUUGCAGCAGAGCAAUAUGGGCAUUUCUAGAUGAAGACUCUCCAGUGUCAAAAAGAGUAGACCACCACUGCUUGUUUCCUUGUCAGUACGAGAAAUGGUACAAAUAACUGUGCAAAGCUACAGGAGGUCUCUGCAAGAAUUUUCAGAAAGUCCGCUUAUGCUAAGAUGCAAGAGUCUCAACUCUUCCCACUCACUAACAGGUGCACCCCAGAGCAUCACUGAAUGGCUGGCACUCUGGGAAAAGGAUCCAGUGGAGAUUCUUCUUGAUUUGGGGUUUGGUACAGAAGAACCUGAUGUCUGCACUAAAAUCCCUCCUCGGUUCCUCAGUGGUGCUUCUGCAGCAAAAGGAAUCAACAUCCGAGUUUUUUUGGAAGCUCAGAAGGAACGAAUGGACAUUGAAAGGCCAAAUCUUUAUGAACGUUUUCGACAGCUGGAAGUACUUGACCACGUAACGAGUGCCCUCUCGUCUUUGCUGACCGAUGUCAACACCCAACAGACCAAAUCACAGGAUGCUGGCAGGGAUGACAUGGGUCUCUUGGAUGCGGCAAAGAGCAGACCUGCAGUCACACGAGCAAAGUGGAGAAGAAUAGGUCAGCUCCUAAAAAGGGCUUCGAAACAGACAAUAUUGUUGAAACAAAGCUCGCUGGCACCUGGGGAAGCCAACUUAUCCAGCAAGAAAGAGAAACCCUGUUAUUGUGCAGAUAUUAAUGAGAAAGGAACAGUCCAGGUGGGAUUUUCUGCACCUGUUACAUUGGGCUGUCUGACCCAGGAGCAAACCGCCAGAGACAAAGGUGUUUUGGCCUAUCCCACAUCCCAGUGUUCACUGAGUCCAUUGGGAAAAACGUGGGCUUCAUUGCAUCAAGUUGCAAAACAGCCCCACCUUUCUCCUGCGUGUGAGGUACCUGCCAAAAAGAGGCCAAGAAAGGAGCCACCUUUUCUUGUGGCCCACACGCUCAAAAAAGUGGCUGAUCUAAACUGCAAGCUGCCAGAUUCAUUUGAAAUGGAAGAGAUUCAGAGUUUUGAGGAUGAGACUCCUUGUGGAAAUGCUCCUGACAUCACUUCUGCAGAGAUGAUGGUGACAAGAACAAGCAGCUGCCAGUCAGACAGCAGUGGGUUCAUGGAGGAGCUGCCAGAACCCGUAGUUUUACAAAAUGCAUCUUUGUCAGAAAAGAUUAAUUUUAUUUCUGAUAUUCACAACCAAGAAACAGCUCUGUCAUAUAGGACAGAGUUUCUGAUGCUAAAUCAAGAUUUUCAACAGAAGCCAAAUGAUUGUGCUGCUAAGGUGUUCACAGCUUGCAAGAACAUUUUCACAGUACCUGGAUCAACAGAAGCAGGCAGUCACCAGAGAGAAGAGACACAUCUGCUGCUGACUGCAGGAAAUGGAGAGUAUGAGGCCUGUAAUGCUGAACCACAGAGUUUUGUACAAGAAUUGUUAUGUGCCAUGGACAGGAAAGAGGAUAAAACUGGAAGGAAGCAACUGGAAAAAGAGGAGUGCAUAAAAGAACAUGAUCUUUUUUUUCAGAGUGGUACUCAGGAGGAAGGAGAUCCUAGGUCCUCAAAAUUUGAUCGUCACUUAUAUUUUAGAGCAGGACACAGAAAGUUAAAUGUAACGUUACCGGAACUGUUUGACAUAAACCCUGAAGUAAUCUGUGAGAGCAAAGUCAGCAGUGAAGAUGAAGGUGAGAGGUGCCUGACUGAAAAGGGCAGAGUUGCACAUUGUGAAAAUGCCCUUGAAAGUCAUACAGAAUGUGUUAAAGGACUGUGGUGGGAUGUAGAAGUGGCGAGCAAAGAUGACACCCUGCUUGUAGUGAAUGAGCUGGCAAAUGGGCAGAAGUUCUACGAAACCGAUGGUGAUUCAAAAAGUACGAGAUGGUUCUCCAAAACAGGGCUCCCAGGCGCUCCACAGAGUGGCUCAAGAGUGCAAAGCGAGAGCAGUGCCACUUCAGGCUCUACUCUACAAGUAUCUUGGAGGCAUCCCUCCGGCCUAGUGAAAGGGCCUGGAUUAGAUUCAUCUGAAGAUCAAGAAACUGCUAGUGUACAGGAGAUAUUAGAUGCUAACAAAUUGGAACAGGGAGACACUGUCCACAACAAUGAAAUGGCUUCUGCUCCUCCAAAAUCUGUUACUGUUCAGAUGUCUUCAGGGCUGGAGUUUACUUUGAGGGUGGAGUGUACAGGGCAAAAAACUCCUUUCAGUGAGACCCUUGCUAGGGAAGAUCCUAUGAACUUCUCUGAGGGUGAUUCUCUCACACGAUCAGACCCAGAGGCUUUGAAGGACAUUGUGAAGCAGACCACUGAAGCCUCCAGCCAAACUGACAUCCGUGCCAGGAUACCCAGGUGGACACCACUGCUUCAGCCAUCCCAUACUCACCUGGUCAAAUCAUCCUCUCUUGACAACGUGUUUUGUGGCAAAUACAGGUCACGCUACUGGGAUGAAGCCUCUGGCAACAGGGGUGCACAGGGCAGUCACUGCUGCCACUGUUGCUGCUGCCAUGGCUGCUGCUCAGGGACCUUCCAUAUGGCUGUCUCUCCCCAGUGCCCUGUGUGUUGCUGCUCAAACCAUGCUGCCACUGAGCUGCAGCUCUUGAAAACACCAGUGGUCCUACAGGACACUGCAAUUCAUAAUCUUGUUCCGUGUACCCUCUAUGAAAUACAAGCUAUGAAGAGCUCCUGCCAGCACUUCCAGGAGAAGAUGGAUGAGAUUGAACAACACCUGACUGAACAGCAGGUUCUGUUUUCCAGUGCAAUGCCAGAUGAAGGAAGGGAGGAAGGCAGACACCUGCAACUCUUAAGGCAAGCUGUUCGUCAGGAGGUUGCAGAGCUGGAAUUUUGGCUAAAUGAUCAAGCCUGCCAGGUCAGGGAGGACAUCCUUAUGCAGCUGGACCAAUUACUAGUAGAACAAUCCCAUCUGUUUUCUGAGCUUGGACUCUCUGAUCGGAAGGGAGAAAGAAAAGCCCAGAAUAAACAAGCAUUGACAGAUGCUACUGAAACUGUGCAUCCUCAAAGUGGGUGCUCAAAACUGGUGCUCCGAAGAUCUCCUAGCAAAAGCACCACAGCAACAGGCUCACUUUCUGCCCUACGGUCAGUUCCAACCCCAAUGCAGUUUACUACCAGGACAACACCUGAACCAAAUUCAGCGGAGUCUGACCCACAGGAGCUCUCCACCAGGAGAAAGGAAAUAAACAGACCUCCCCAAGCAAAACUGGACUUAAAAACAUUUUUACACAGUUUGAAGAAACCUUUCUGAAAUUCUUUAGGUAAUGAUUCAGCAGAAGAAAAAUACGGAAAGAGAACAGACUGAUGGAUUUUGGUUUUAAUAAUAGUGUCCUUUUUCCUGAAAAUUAUGGUAUAUCUCAAAAACGAACACAACAUUGCACUAUGGAAUGUUCUGAUCACAGCAGUUUCAUUUGCAAUGAGAUGGCUGGGCAGAAAAGGAGACAUAUUUAAAGGGUCUUUCAAAGAGAGGUACUGUGCAUUUUGCUAAUCUGUGAUUAUAAAAUUUACUACAUUCCUAUUGGCAAUCACAUGGGGUAGGGCUGUUCUUUGCAAAGUAAUUUACAAGGAAUAGGAGAGGGCUUAUUUUGGAGAAGAAACUUGAGAACUUGCAGGCAGCUCAGGAGGUACUACUAGAAGGUAUUCUCCUUAUAGCCAGUUAUUUUAACACAGUCCUUGAACCAAUAUUAAUCCUCAAGCCUAAACUACCUUGUGUAAUCUUAGCUACUUUCUAGCUUUUAACUUUCUACUAACUUGCCUCUGAUUAAUUUUAUUAGUCUUGUACUACUACCAUUAUCAAAUCAGAAGCUUACUGACAGUGUAUAAUAUGUUAAAUACGCAUUCUGCCUAUUACUGUGGAUAGUCUCCUGGAUGCCUUCAUCCUUUUCAUAUUUGCUUCACAUAAAUCCAAUUAAAACCAAAAUGAGAUUAGAAACACAAGAUUUUCUACGUUAUAAACCUUGGAUCAGAAUCCUGGUUCAGUUUUCUGGGGAGUUUGCAAACAAAGCCAUGAGAAAAGACCUUUCAGCUUUGGAUCAUAGCAAAGAAAUUCAACUAGUUCAUUUUUGGAGCAGUUUAUACUACUGCUUUCAAUUUAGCACUUCACAGACUGUGAGAUGUCCUACUGGCUUGAUUGUUUAAUGCUCUAGAGGGAUCUUAGGUGUCAUUUAGGCUCUGGUGUUGCAAAUCACUGCUCUGCAAAGGUGCAAAUAGAGGUAGCAUUUGCACAUGUUUAAGGAGAAAAUGGAAUCAAACAUGCUGAGCAGCCUCCAGGCUCCCUGUACCUCCACAUUUUCACAGAUGUUCAGGGUAAUAAAAUGAUUGGGGGAGUGAGGUACAUAGCAUAGGAACUGACGAGAUCCUCCAUAGCCUGCUGGGCCAUGCAUUUUACUGGUUGAAAUUUGCCCCUUUCUUGAGACUCCGCAUGGGAUUUGUACACCACUUCCACACUAUGAAGUGUUUAAGAUUUCUGAUUGUGACAGUAUCUUUAGGCAGCAUGCAAACAAGACCGAAGCAUCCUUCACCUAAGUUUUGGUGGAAUAAGCAGUAAAUUUGGCUUAGUGUUUUCUCCCUCCACUGGCUUGUGAACUUACAGCUGUUGCACCUCAGUCUGGGGAGGAAGGCAAAUGGAGAGCCUGAUGAACCAUAAAUAAUGAUGCCAGCGCUGAAGAUCUCCUGCGAGAGAGGACAACUAAGAAGAUUCCUUAACUCAGCCACACCAAGGCUGUGAUUCUUCCCCUGAAACAAGAUUUUUGCAAGUGCCACUGCAGCAUGAUGCAUAAAAGCUCUGUAGGUAUGUGAUGCUGCAACUGCAGUCUGGCUACUCACACGUACAGAAGACGUUAUUGGCAGAUGGCACCUAGUCUUGAUUAGAGGGAUCAUGUAGGACCUCUGGUGCCGUUUGAAUACUACCAUUUAUAUUCUUGAUCAAGACUGAAUCUUACUCCUGCUAACAAAACUUUCUGAUUUCCAUCUUGUCUAGAUUGGUAUGUGCAGUCCAGCUCUACAUUUCAAUUUAAUUAUAAAAUCAUUUCAUGCAGCCAUGAAAUGGAUGGGACAGUGUUGCCCCACACGCAACACUUAGGCACCCACAGAUAUUGUUAUCAUUAACUUGUUUGCAUUUAUAGCUAGAUACCCUUUCAAGCUUUCAAUGUUUCAACAGUUAAGCUGUAACCUUCUAGCAAUAAAAAACAUACUGAGCGAAGGGAAUGGGAAAAAUCUUCUAACUUACCCGAAGGCAAAACGAGUAAUAUUUCACUUCUUAACUCUUCCAAGCAUGUUACGAGGAUGGGUGGACUAAGCCUCAUAAUGCUACUGUUGAAGAUGGGGGUGAAAAGAAAACACACAGUAAUUUUGUGAUCAGGAAAGUCCAGGAGUGGCUCUGGUGAGCAUGGGAUCUAGCUGUGCAGCCACUUACCUUCAUAGUGUUACCAACAUUUUAUACUCUAUCAUUUGUUUCCCUUUAGGGCAGUCACAAGCAAAUAUGGUGGGAAAUCUUAAUGAUAACUCCACAGAAUUAAUGAAAAUAAUAACAUAUGUGAUUGAGUAUCAUGGUUGCUCUAGUUACCUAGAACCAUACAAAUUAGCUUGCAGCUUCACAAGGCAAUGUUUCAUAUUUCAGAGAAAGGCUAGAUUAAUUGUCAAAAGUAUUAGCGCUAGGCAGUUUGCAGGCUUGAAAUCUGAAGAAAACUGGCCUUGUAUUUGAACAAAAGGCUGUUUGCUUUUGUGUUCCACCUCAACAAAACUGAAAUGGCAUUGUUUCACAGGACUAUUGAGACCCCACAAAGGUCCAUGCAAUGUACAUCAGACCUGCUAUGGAACAGAGUAAGGUAAAUAAGGUGUAGGAAUGCCUCAUGCUUUUUCUUUCUGCUCUCCGGUGCUCUUUCAGCAGCUCUUGCCUGCAGAAACCUGAAAUUGCAACCUGAAAUUCUUUUAAGGGCUCAGCACUUUUUUUGCUCUUAUCACAGAGCAAUGUGCAGCCUCACCAAAGCAGGAUCGAGGAAAGACCAGGGCAGGGCAGCAACGGGAAACCAAUUAAAAAAUGGUUCCCUAGCAAAGAUAGAAAAUUCAAAACCUAAUGAUUGUUUUUGCCCAACCUAGUUCAGCAGCAAUUUGUGUCACUUGGCUUUUACUUUUGAUAUUGUCUUUUGCCUUCAUUGGUUUUCCCUUAUGCCCCAUAAAUCUUUAAACCCUGAAGCUAAGAGGCUGCAUUGUGCACCAGCUUGAAUAUUGAUUUUGCUAGAGAGUAUAAAAUCUAGAGAGAUAAUAAGGAAAUCCAUCUAAGGUACCCUGCCAAGGGCUCCCAUUAGUUGCUUUACCAGGCAUCAAUUCAAUAAACCCUCGAGAGCAGCACAUGAAUAAACAUCAGAGCAUCUCUGGCAUGUUAAUUCAUCAGUUUGCCUAAUUGUCGAUGCUACCAACAGACUCCAAGAGAAGUAGUAUACUGGGAAUUCAGCCCCUCCCAACUUCAAGUACAAAGAAGGUUUGACACUGGCUUAAAAGAAGGCAGGGCUCAGGAGAAGAGUUGUGACAGCCAAAUAACAUGGGCAUAGUGGCUUUCAGGGUGGCACUGGCCUCCUGCUGGAUGCACAGCCCAAAUCUAUACAAUCUCCAUAUUGCAUUCCAGUGAUGAGGUGGCCCGGGUCAGGACUAUGGCUUUCCCUGAGCAGGACUGGAAUUUGUGUUUGAAAAAAAAAAGAUUAAAAUUUUGGUCUCACGCAAUAGGAAUAAACUGGUCCUAACCUGCUAGAUACAAAUUACUUUCUCCUCUAGGUCUGCCAGUGAAUCCAUGUUGCAAGAACUUGGGGUCUUAUUCCGGGCUUUACCAUGUGUUUUCUCUGUGACCAGGGCCUUUUUCUUUACCCCAUGGGGACUCUUAUUCCUGGCACAGCUUCUUUCUGUCUUAUCUAAUGAGGUUUUAAAUUCCUCACAGAGAAGUUAUUCUCUCCUAAUGCGUUCAUACGGCGCCUAGCACAAUAGGGGCCUAAUAUCAGUUGGGACCUCUACUUGCUGCAGCAAUAAUAAUUUUAUGAGCAGACUUUCAUUAAGAUCCAUUGCUACUUAAGAAACAGCUGCGGUGUCACUUUAUAAGGCUGUUGACUGUUUUAACUCCCUCUGCUCCAGGAACAAGGUUUUGAUUUUCCCUGUAGAAAUGGAUACGGGUAAAAGAGGCUGAAGCAUGAACAAACAGACAAUUUUGCUAUCAAAUGGGAAAAUGCAGAAUCAGAACAUCUGAGAUUUCCAGGAAUUAGAAUGAUAUGAAACAGUACUCUUCUCACCUUGCUGGAGAAGUGCAUUUGAAUUAAUCCAUCUUCAUUUAAUUCUUUGCCAUUGUCUUUCAAAUGGCCACAUCCCUCACUCAAUUAGCACAGAUCACAGCUAGUAAGAGGGCCACAGGUGUAUCCCAUUGAGGCUAUUCAAAUUUAAUAUGGGAAACAUUCAUUAGUAUGACAAACAACGCAGAACACUGGCAGCCUUUUCCUGAUAUUUUUUUCCUUCCCUGCCAUUAAAAUACAGAAGUAGCCUGUUAGGACAUUAGACUUUCUAUUAAUGAUAGUCAUAGGAGUAGUGAGGAGGAAAGAAGUAGGAGAGACCAAAAGUCAGGAGCUAAGAAGGGUUUUUUUUCCCCUCAUCUCUUAUCCUAAGGGAGUGUGACGUCUCCCUGGGGCCUCACCUAAAGAUGUUGGUGCAUGUAUCUCUUGCAUGUCACUGGCAAACUCUGGCCUUGUCAACUGCAAAAGCCUUCUGCAAAUACACAGACAGAUAAAAUAUUCCUGCUCUUCUGUGCUCUUUACUUAGCCAACUGUCUCCAGGAAUGGCUUUAGUAAGUAUUUAUUAGAAAAACUUUCGGUAAAGCACACAUGUCAAGGUUGUCAGGCUGCCAAGGGUUGCAAAAAGAAGCAGGAUGAAGGUCCUGGGUAGUGAAGAAAAGUAUGAUGCCUAUCUUGACAUUUCCAUAUGCCACUCCAUUUCAAUGUCACUGUUUGAAUUUUUGGAAAAUUGCUUUAAGUCAACUGCCAGUCUGUGAAGAUACAAUAGGAUACACUGAUACUGAAAAUCACUUCUUGUAUUAACAUCUUUUAUAACAAACAGAGCUUCCUUUCCAACAGAAAACUCGAGUCAAGCUAUUGUAGACCUACCGUGAAACAAGGUAGGGGUAGGGGGAAGAAAAGUCUGUAGUUAAAUAUUGUCUUGCCAGUGAAUUAGAUUUCUAAGGGUUGCCUGAAUUUCCAGAGGUUUUUCUAAGACACUGAUGGAAUGAGGAAUUAUGGGGAGUAGGAAAUAGUUACAGUCACUUAUGAAAAAAGAGAAAAAGCUAAUUACUUUAAAAUUAGGAUCUAUUGUAUCAGUGACACUCUUGUAAUGUCCUGCAUAAGGGCUCUGCUGCCCUUAAUUUUUUAUCUACAAGGAAUAGCAAUAAUGAGAAAAUUUUACUCUUGUAUCAGGAGAGCUGUUCCAGAUCUAGGGUUGCUCUUUUCAGAGCAGAACACGUUGGAAACAGCGUAACCUGAACUCCUUGCAUCCUUGUCCCAUUUAACAAUCAUGGAAGUGGAACCAAGGGCACCCAAGUCAUCCCAGACCAGGCUAGGCAAAUGCGAGAAGGUGCCUUUCUCAGGGCUGGGCUACUGAGCUAACCCAUUGAAGAGUAAGAGUGUGUGUGUGCGGCUGGGUUCAGAGGGGAGCUUGAAUGAGAUAUACAGGGAAAUUUGGAGCAGCUGGUGCCAAAGAAAUCUCAUUCUAGGAGCUGACACAAUAGCCUCGUGUUGUCAGCAGGUUGUAUUCAGCUGUUGCCCAGCAAGUCCAUCCUCACAGACGCACACUAGGAAGCAAUUGCUGCCAAAGCACAAUGGGCUGACUGCCACCCAGGCAAGAGGUACAUGAAGGGGCUUGUAGCCAGCACUGGGGAAAUGGUUUAGCUGUGGAUGGGACAAGAGAAUCUGAAAACAAGGGGCAGACACAGGAAAGAUGGAUGAAGAGCAUCAGUCAAGUAGGUAUAAUGAAAGCAAGGGAUCUAAAAUGAAAGACCUAAGACUAGACAAAGGAAGGAUGAAGGAGAAGUUAAUUUAUGCAUAGAUUCAUCUGUUUAAAGGUAGCACAAAGGUGUUAGUCUGAUACAUACAGUUCCUUCAGUGAAAUAUGUAAGCUGACUUAGACCUCACUCAACUUGAGGAAAUAAAUUCACUUGUUGCUCUUCCCAAGGACACUAACAAGCAUUUCAGGAUCACGGACAAGUAAAGGGGUUAAAGACCACAGUCGGAUUAAGAACAGUCAAUUUAAUGCUAUCCCAGUCCUUGAUGUAGCACCCAGUGAUUAAGAAGAUAAGAAAUGGGCUACAGGGCCAUACUGCCUGUUACAGGACUCCAUCUUUGACAGAGAAACUAAGAUAUGUUUUUUUGGGGAGAGCCUGACUGUUUUUCUGCAGGCUGCUCUCCUUGUGUGUCCCCAGAAACCACAACAGUUGGAUAUGGGACAUUACAAUGUACGUUUCUUCCUGUCCCCGUUAGCAUCAGUUAAUGUUACAGAGUCAGAGAAAGACAAGUUGAGCAAGACCUUGAGAUCAUCUAAUCAACAUCCCACUUGGAGGGACUAUUAUUCCUUCUUCUCCAUUAACAUAUCUAAUCCUUUUUGUACCCUCCUACCAUGAACUUCAACUAUUAUCUAUGGAAACAAAGUUCAGAUGUUCACUCCUUGCUGUGCAAACUGUCUUGUUUUAUCUGUUUUAACAUGACCUCCUGCUUCUGAUGAAUAGUCUCUAGUUCUAGAACUGCAGGAAUGGAUGCAAAAGCAGUCUGGUUUUGCCUUUUUUACCGCUUUCCUGAUUCUAUAAGCAUAAGGAGCCUAAUACCUCCAAACUGAAGAGUCCCAGCCCCUUUUGUCAUUUCUCUCCAGGCUGAUCCUCCAUUCCCUUAGUCUUUUCCACCCAGAAAUAGCUGGAUGCCAACAGAAUUUUCUGAAUUUUCAACUUUGUGCAUUUCCUUCUGAUGUUAUUAGGAAUUCCAGGCAUUUUUCUCUUCCCUUCCAAUUUACAAAAUCAGCUUUAUUAUAGCUACUCAUUUCUGCUGUCAUUCUCUGAGGUUACUGGAAAGAGCUGAGACUUGAAGCUUUUGCCUUCUUCUUUCAGAAUUACUCUAGAAUAAAGCCAAUAUGACUUAUAAAUUUUCAGCAGAAUCAUCAGAGCCUGCAAACAAAUGCUCUGCAUCAGGCUCUUUUCCAUCUUCUGAGUCUUUCCUUACAGUUCAACCCUUGCCAAAUCCCAGUUUUUACUCAACUGUAAAUAUUCCUCUAUUGACACUGGAAGGGUUAUGAAUAAUAUGCAGUCUCUUCCCUUUAUCCAAGUGAAAAAAAAAAAUCCAUGGAAGAAAGAAGAGACAUGGGACUGACAAAAGAUAUGAACUAGAAUGAAGACAGGAAAAAGAAAGAGAAGAACAGUGAGAAAGAGGACAGAGCAGAAAGAGGCACACAGAGUCAAAUGUGCAAGUGGCUGCAAAAAGGAAAAUCAGAGUCUGGAUCCCUGUGUUAGGGGCCAUGCUUGUAUGCCAGAACAGCUGUUGGGAAAGAGUGUUCUGUCCUUCCUGAGAAUCUACAAGAAAGACAAGAAAGGUCACAGAUACUACUUUCUCACCCAGUGCAGCCCCUGGAACUCAUUACAGAUACCUAUCGAUGGUGAGGAAAAGUCAGGGAUGACACCAGAAGAUAAUCAGGUCAGAAUGAGUUUGCAGAUCCUGGCUAGGACUGGCAAAUGAAUAAAUGAUUCUCCCUAUGUUCUGUAUGACUAUGUAGACAAUUUUUUUUCUACAUUUUUUGCUACAAUUUUUUCCCCUUUCAUUCGUAGUUCUACUUCCUUACUCCUUUAUUCUUUUUUUUCUGCUAUGGGAACAACAUUGAUUUCUUUUUAUAUAUUAUUCUCUCAGAUUCAAUCACUUCUGUGCUCUGUAUUGCAGCCAGUCUGGCAGGUAAAGCUUUAGAGUCCACAAAGAGAAUCUCAGAGAGUCUCAGGGGGAAUAUUUAAGCAAGAAGAUGUGUUGGUCUACUGCUAGGCAGCUAGCAGUGUGAGAAUGCAGCAAAUUCAAUACAAGAGGGAUAAUGUUAACAUAGUUAAGCAUGAAUUUAGACAUGUCACUGCUAAUCCCUAGAUUAACAGGAGGGAAGGAAAUGUGUCAAAAUAAUAAAGUACCUAUUAAAAAGGCUGUAGAGACAGACACUGAUCCAUAGUUAGCACCAAUAGAUGACAGAACAUCGUCAGUGAAGCAUGAGCUGUCAUCUGGCAGUGCUCACUUUUGCAGAAACCAGAUGAGUUAGAGACUUAUGUCAGGCUCACUGGGGAUUUCCAGACAUUGAAAGAAAGAAAGAAGGAAAGGAAAUUUGGAAGAAAAAAUAAAAUAAAAUAAUAUAUAUUUUUUAAAAUACCUUAAUUUGGCGUCUUUAGGGCUUUCUCCUUUUGUUGUCUGAGUCCACAGGGGAAGCGAUGAUCCAGCAGGGUGAAAUUGCUGUCCCAGUCACUGAAGCCCUUUGGAGGAAUAAAUUAAUUAUUAUCUUUAGAUCAUACAAGGAAAGAGGAUAAAGGCCUCAGGCGAAGCCAGGUCAGAACCCCAAAAGUCUAAGGCAGUUGGAGAAACUCAGAGGCUAUGAGAGACACAGAGCUGCUCAGGCACUAAUCCCAUGCUGCUGAAUUAAUUUAUUAGCUAACAGCAUGUAUGUGAAACUCUGGCUGUUGUUACUUCUUCAUGUUCAGUGGUUAUGUUUUCCAGAGGAGAAAGGAGGUUUAUAAUCUGGCUUUUAAAGAUCCCCUGGGAUAAGCCAUCCAUCCACUCUGUUGGGGUUGUGGGAGAGCCCUGCUACAGCCCAGGGCUGCAGAAGGCAGACAGUGGUUGUGGUUGGUGCUUUGGCUCUGCCUGCCUUCUGGAUGGGAUGCUUGGCACCAGCAAGAGCUCAGAAUUUAUUGAAUGGAAAGAAAAAGAAGUGGUAAGGUCUUUGGUAUUUUUUUAAUUGCCUUAUGGUUUUGAGUCUUGUUUAAGAUUUUCCCUGUAAGUAGGAGGUCUAGGAACUUAGCUGGAUGUAUCAUUCUGUGGCAAUACAAUAUUAGUGUUAUACGUGCUUGGGCAUAAUAUCCAUGGUAAAAUGAAAGGGAAUAUACCCAUCUCUCUUUAGUAAGGCUUAAGAAAUACCUGCUUGCUGUCCUCUGAAGUUGUCUCUUCCCAGCAUUCACUAAUAUAACACCACAUUUCAAUGAAAGAAAAUGGUUUUUUUUUCCCAAUCACCUAUGAAAUGUUUUUGUUACUUUUGUUACUUCUCCUUUCUGAGCAUCUGUAAGCAAGUCUGCCUGUAGUGCUUGAAAGUAGGUUAUGAGUCUCUUUGUGUUUUAAGGUAUAAACUUCAUAUCUGAUUACUUUUGUAGCUUGGACUCUUAAUUACACCACUCCAAGAGAAACAUUUCAAGGAUAAAGAUUAAUUACUUUUAAUGUUGCUUCAUAUUUGUUAUGAUGCAGAUGAUGUUUGUUUUAAAUAAGUGGAAACAGGUGUGUAAAAAUUGAUUAAAUUAAAUUAAACAAGCAAGUAGGGAAUGAAAUGCACAUGGCUAUUUUCAAGGAGAAAUAUUGUAAACGCUAAUUAAGCAGCUGGAAAUCAAUAACCACACGAAACUAUUCCCUAUUUCGAAUUUUAUGAGAUAGAGGAAACACUAAUAUUUUCAAUCACAACAUUAUUAUUUAUGCCUUGCUGAGGUAUAAAUAAGAAGUGCCUGUAACCAGGCCAGCCAUGACAAGGAUGCAGCCAGCUGGAUUUUCUUAUCUAGGCCCUUCUGAAAUCUUGUAGAGGGCCAAUAAGCAUGAUUUAGCACCAUUUUCACACUGCCUCUUAAUUCUCUGAAAAGAGUGUCUUGUCUAAAAAGAAUUAUUUUAAGAACUAUGUAGCAAAAAAUAAUCCCCCAUUCCCCUUCUGGCUAAAAUUAAGCCCUUUUAUAUAAAAUAAGGGAUCUUCAGUACCUUCCUGGUGCUACAUUUCCAUGCAAGACUAUUGUAAAUUUUGUGUGUUACAUGAAUAGAAAAGAAUUAGGAAAGGGACAAAUGGAUUUGCAAAAUCCUCCAAAGGCCUCAGUAUUCAUUUCUGCCCUUAGAGAGUCUCCAUUAAGAUUGACCUUCUUGGUCAAUAGAAGUGCUUUGUGCAGGAGCACAGACAGGCUUUUGACUUUUGAAAAUGAAAUCAGCUUGGUGGCUUUAACUACUACUGCUAGCAGAGGUUAACACAUCUAAGUCAGAGCAAGAAGUUUCUCUUCAGUCUGUCUCGUAUAAUCCUGUGCAUGGCUAUCUACAAAACUUCUAGCAGCUAUCCAUAGAUACGAUUAUUCCAGAUCUCCCCACGCUGUAUAAGGAAGGGAUCUCCCUUUCCCCAACGGAACAAUGUCUUUGUUCCUGAGGAGGAGGGGAACAGGUUCUGGUGCUCAGAAAUGGGUGGCCAGCCCUGCCUACUCAGCAUUUGUGUUCACAAAGCCUGGCUCUGAAGUCUGUGGUAGAUCAUUAAAAAUAAUAACUUAAAAAAAAGUGUGCGUGGAGGGGAGAGAGAUGCAGUGAGGUCUUUAUUUUCUGUAUGGGCCCUGACAAAGGAAGCAAAAGAGGUUUGAUCUCCAAUCCAUGCACACUAUCUCCAUCUGAUCCUGAACCAAGACUGGAUGUAUUUUAGGGACAGGUGCAUGGUGUCUCACAUGGUCUAGAUGGAUGCAAACCAUCUGUUCCACGUGACAUAAAUAAUUAGGAAAACACUGGAACAUGGACUGGACUGGACUGUGCCCACACUUUCCUCAUCACACCUUCCUAUCACCACCAUCUCUUUCCUUUCUGCUCUAACAGAGAGGUAAAAACCCCAGUCCUGAAGAGGAGGACUUGGAGAGGCAGCAGAGUGAGAUGGGAGGAAAGAAGGGUCUAUGCAUCUGUAGCUUUUACUUUGGGCAACCAAUCCAUCCAGAGGUGUAAGCAAAAUACUGGAUUUACUAUCACUGAAGCACCUUCAGCAGGGCCCCACACCACUGCUUUCACAAGGUCUCUAGUCCUCCUUCCACAUGUGUAAGAGCAUUAGUGACAGUGGCUGUAGAAAGUGAACAUCUCACUAUUACUUUUCCACAAGACCCUCAUGGAGGUUUUUCUUGCAACUGGAAACUCAUGGUGUUUGGUUUAAAUACGUGUCACACCUUUGGUAGUUGAAAGUUUAUGUAAUGAAAAGAGGGUUCAGUUCAACUUGUUUUCAAAACCUCCUUGCUGGAAGAUCUCUCUGCCUACUCUGUCAUGUUUUAUAUUAAUAAUUUCCUGGCUCUGCUAAACAAAAGUAAAUCCUCUGUGGUCUCACUGGAGCAUGAUAAUAGACAGGCAGCUCUCACCUGCCUCUUCAAAAUUUUCUAAUACUAGCAAUUAGUGUUCUGAUAUUUCGUCACUAUUAAGUAGGAAACUUACCAAUGAAUGGACAUUUGAUUAAAUUAUAGGCAAAGAGGCACUUUAUGGUUGGACAUGGCUUGAAUUGAAACAAUCUUUUUUACAGCAAAUUAAAUAGAUAGUGACCACUGAUUACCAUCUUCACAAAUGUUCCUCUCUAUGACAUUACCUUGGCAUUGUUUUCUUUGCAUAACACAAGUGGUGUCUCUUCACCAUAAUACUAUUUUAAAAAAGUUGUUUCCUAAUGCCUUGUCAGCCUAAAUAGUCAUGGUGAAAGUGAGUAUGUGUGUGAUUGCCCUCAGAAGACAAGUUGCCCACUUCAUACUGGUGAUGUGAGAACUCCAUGCGUAACAAUAACUGUAUUGCUUUAUUUGAUUAAUAAAGAACAUUUUCUGUGUAUUGUGGUAAUGCACCUUAUUCUAAUGGCUGCUUCUUUAGAAACACCAUUUGCAUUUCUGAGACAAUGGAGAUUUCCACCUCCUGAAGUCUGGACUCCAUUGAAGUCACUCUUCUGGGAGAGUAUCCAGAUUUUAUGUUGUGUUGGGAAAUUAACUUUGUGCCAUCUUGGCCCCAUUAAACCAGUGGGAGUUUUGCCUUGGACUGUAGUAGAAUUAAGAUUUUGUGCACUCUAUGAUAAUUGAACUGGAAAUUAUAGGAGCACAAUCUUCCUUCUGCCCUAUUAAUGAGCUUUUUAACUUGCUAAGAGCAAGCUUCUGCAGAUAAAGAAUCUGUGCAAGUAUUUACACAGAUCCCACGUGAAGCAAAGCUUAUAUGCCUCUAAUGAAUGAAAUGUAAUGUACCCAUGCUGGGCUCAGCAUUCAGCAACUUGCUGCCAAAACUUCAUUUGGGCUGAAAUCUAUUGAUGUUGUAGGAAUAAUGGAUAAAAUGCUAACAACUAACACACCUUUUUGGUAUUAAAGUUGUAAGCUUGAAAUGUGGGCACUGAAACUAUGAGGAAUUUUAUAUGUGCUUUCAAUGGAAGCACACUUUUAAUAAUAUUUUCUUCAUUUGUAUUUCAGCACUGGGCCUUCCUGUCUUGAUCACUGUUGGAGAAAAUAAGGGUAAACAAUGUAAAUCCUUUCCUUUUCUCCUUUCCUUUCCUUUCCUUUCCUUUCCUUUCCUUUCCUUUCCU
This is a messenger RNA of Cuculus canorus (common cuckoo), 15848 nucleotides long. It is a transcript of the gene ITPRID1, whose product is annotated as ITPR interacting domain containing 1. The transcript has 13 exons. Gene Ontology annotation, molecular function: signaling receptor binding. The record is from RefSeq and is a predicted model, not a curated record. NCBI's taxonomy places the organism in Eukaryota, Metazoa, Chordata, Aves, Cuculiformes, Cuculidae. Bases 403 to 3552 code for a protein of 1049 amino acids.